UCAUGUGUCCAACAUAAAUUCUAUGUCACUGUUUUUACAAAAAAGUAUAUAAAAUUAAAGAAAAAUUAACGAUGGCUUCUAGUAGAUCUCUUCCUAUUGGUAUUGAUUUGGGCACAACAUAUUCAUGUGUGGGUGUCUUUAGAAAUGGUGUCGUUGAAAUUAUUGCCAACGAUCAAGGAAACCGAACAACACCAAGUUAUGUGGCGUUUAACGAGGUGGAAAGAUUAAUUGGUGAUGCUGCCAAAAAUCAAGUAGCUUUCAAUCCAUCUAACACCAUUUAUGAUGCUAAAAGGUUAAUUGGUAGAAAAUUUACCGAUUCUGUUGUCCAAGAAGACAUGAAACUUUGGCCAUUUCAAAUUAUUAAUGAAAAGGGGCGACCGAAAGUUGUCGUAAAAUAUAAAGGUGAACAAAAAUCUUUUUUUCCAGAAGAAAUUUCAUCGAUGGUUCUUGGAAAAAUGAAAGAAAUCGCUGAAGCUUAUUUAGGGCAAGUCGUUAGUCAAGCAGUUAUCACCGUUCCAGCUUAUUUUAAUGACGCUCAAAGGCAAGCAACUAAAGACGCUGGAACGAUUGCUGGGUUAGAAGUACAAAGAAUAAUUAAUGAACCAACAGCAGCAGCAAUUGCUUAUGGAUUAGACAAAAAAGGCGAUGAUUCAGAAAGAUUUGUUCUUAUUUUUGAUAUGGGUGGAGGAACUUUUGACGUUUCCAUUUUGCUAAUAGCUGGAGGAAUCUUUGAAGUUAAAUCCACCUCGGGAGAUACCCAUUUAGGGGGGGAAGACAUCGAUAAUAGACUCGUUCAAUAUUUCGCCGAUGAAUUCAACAGGAAAAAUCACAUCGAUGUUAUUAAAAAUAAAAGGGCAUUAAGGCGAUUGCAAACUGCUUGCGAACGAGCAAAAAGAACUCUUUCAGUGGCUACCCAGGCUAACAUUGAAAUAGAUUCUUUAGCUGAUGGUGUUGAUUUUUAUGCCUCCAUCAGUAGGGCUAAGUUUGAAGAAUUAAAUUCUGACAUUUUUAGAAGAACUUUAGAACCUGUUGAGAAAGCUAUUAGAGAUGCUAAAUUAACAAAACGAGACAUUAAUGAUAUUGUACUUGUUGGUGGAUCAACGAGGAUUCCUAAAAUCCAAUUACUUCUCCAAGACAUAUUCGGCGGAAGAGAAUUGAAUAAGUCCAUAAAUCCAGAUGAAGCCGUUGCUUAUGGAGCUGCUGUUCAAGCUGCCAUUUUAGCCGGCGAUCAAUCCAGCAACGUUAAAGAUCUUUUAUUAUUAGAUGUUACUCCUUUAUCUUUAGGAAUAGAAACAGCAGGUGGCGUAAUGUCUGUUUUGAUCAGAAGAAAUUCAACCAUUCCAACAAAACAUGCUCAAAUAUUUUCAACUUACGCUGAUAACCAACCAAGUGUAUUAAUUCAAGUUUUUGAGGGAGAACGAGCAAUGACCAGGGAUAAUAAUCUUCUUGGAAAAUUUGAUUUAGCUGGAAUACCUCCCGCACCUCGUGGUGUGCCUCAAAUUGAAGUAACUUUUGAUAUUGACGCAAACGGAAUAUUAAACGUUUUCGCAAAAGAAACAGCAACAGGGAGGCAAAAUCAAAUCGUAAUUACAAACGACAGAGGGAGAUUGUCUAAACAACAAAUAGACAAGAUGAUUUCUGAUGCAGAACAAUUUAAAGAAGAUGAUGAAAAAAUUAGAGCUUCCGUAGCUGCAAAGAAUGAAUUAGAAACUUAUGUUUAUCAAGUUAAAGCGAUGAGUGACGAUCCUGAUAUAUCAUCAAAACUUCCCAAGGAAGAUAAAAAUAAGUUGGAUAAAACUUGUGAUGAUGCCUUAUCGUGGAUGAAUACUCAUAAAGAUAGUGACGAGGAACAAUUUUUAGCAAAGAAAAAAGAAGUUGAAAUAGUUUGCAAACCGAUUGUAAUGAGAUUAUAUUCAUCUGGUGGUACUUAUAGACCCCCUAAUAGACAAUUUAACAGUACCGGUGGAGGUCCACAAAUUGAUGAAGUUGAAUAAAAUUUACAGAAAACUUUUUAUUUACUAAUUAUUUGUCUUUUUUAUCAAGAGAUGGCGAUCAAAAUGACAACAAAAAUAUGGAGUGUUUUGUGGAAGAAAUUAUGAAGAUGGGUUGUAAAACUCGAAAAGAAGCGGCAAUUACUUCUCAUGUUUUCUUAGAAUUAUGUGAAGUUAAAAAAUAUUGGGAUGUCGAGUACCAUUUCAACGAAAUUCUUUCUUCCAUGUACAUAACAGCAAAGAAAACUAAAUCAUCCAAAACAUUAACAUUUAUUCCAAUUUCCUCAUUCGAUGGUAUAUCAAUCGAAGAAAUGAAAAAAUAUCUUAUUUUAGACCAAGAACAUAAAAGUGUUCAUCUUGCCAUUGUCGAUUCAGAUUUAACAUCUGUUUAUUAUCAAAUAACCGAUGGUAUAGGAGAUCCUACACCGGAAUCUCAAGAGGAAAGUAUUAAAGAUCGUAGAAUGAAGUUGGAUGGUGAUCUUCGUAGUAAUAAGAAAAUCUUGGAAGAAGCUGCGAUGUAUGGCAUACCAAUAACGAUAAAUAAAAAAUAAGGAAAAAAUGUGUGGAAAUUUUGUAUUUUUUUAAUGUUAUUGUAUUUUUAUUGUUUGUGGAUAAAUGUAAAUUGAAUUUGUAUUACAAAUGUGUCAAAUUUUUCAGAUCCUUUCUAUAUGUGUUGUUUUAGCAACUUCAGAUGUGCAUACCUAAUCA
Molecule: messenger RNA, 2699 nt
Organism: Onthophagus taurus
Lineage: Eukaryota; Metazoa; Arthropoda; Insecta; Coleoptera; Scarabaeidae
Product: heat shock 70 kDa protein 1
Molecular function (GO): ATP binding; ATP-dependent protein folding chaperone
Source: RefSeq, a predicted model, not a curated record